CAUUUUUAAGACGAGAAAAAGACAAGGCGCCCCAAUUCCAAUGUGAAUGCAUUAUGUUCGCAACACAGCAAAUUUUUGUUUCGACAUUCAUUUUUUCCCUAACUAAUUUGUCUAUUAGUCUUUUGUCGACGUAAUGGAAAGCAAAAAAGCGACCUUGAACCUUCCUCCUUACGGACAUGUCAUCACUAGCGAGAAGUGGAGAGACUCGUCGCUUAUUCAAAGUUUGAAAGGUGGAGGUGUGAAGAUACUGUUCGAAAGCGAGCUGGGUAUGGCCGACUUCCUUCUCCCAAAUAAGAGCUGUAUCCUCUACCUUUCAGAGUGUGACAUCAUCGCAGGCGCCUCCUCCUACAAGAGGAAGCUGGUUCGCUACAGGAAUGCCUGCGGCAGAUUCCAGGAGCUGGUCCUAAUUGAGAAAACCCGCCUGGUGGAGCAGUACUUCUGGGCCGUCCAGAAGUUUGUCGUGUUGGAGCUUGGCCUGGCACUGCUGCCAGUUGGCGGGCAGACGGAGGCGUCACAGCUUCUCCUUCAAAUGGUUCACACGGACAGCAAAGAGAACCCAUUCAGCAGAAGUAGCUCGUCCGGACUCUUGGACCCACUGGUCUUGGCCGCGGUGCAGCAGGUUCCCGGGAUAGGCCGCGUCAAAGCUCUGGUCCUGUUGGAGCGCUUUCCCAGCAUUCAUCAGCUGUGCAACGCCACCGUCGGCGAGCUGGAGGCCGUCGUGGGCCAGGCCGCCGCUCAGAACAUCCACACAUUCUUCCACAAGUCCACUGCAACAACAAUAUGACCCACGGCCACUCUGAAAACCAUUGGCACCUUUUACUUGGACAGAGCAAAGUCAAAAAGCACUUUGUAUACUACAAUACUCUUGUAAUUUCCUAAAUAAAGAGUUUGCAGUA
Messenger RNA from Syngnathus typhle (broad-nosed pipefish), 896 nucleotides. It is a transcript of the gene faap24, whose product is annotated as FA core complex associated protein 24. Bases 134 to 784 code for a protein of 216 amino acids. The record is from RefSeq and is a predicted model, not a curated record. Gene Ontology annotation, molecular function: chromatin binding. The transcript is spliced from 4 exons. Lineage: Eukaryota; Metazoa; Chordata; Actinopteri; Syngnathiformes; Syngnathidae. Gene Ontology annotation, cellular component: Fanconi anaemia nuclear complex. Gene Ontology annotation, biological process: interstrand cross-link repair.